GGCAUCUUUGACGUCCAGAGAAGCGAGUGGUGCACGUCUUGGAGCCGGAUCUUUGUUGGUGCUCCGACCAGGGUUUCAACCUUAAAACCGAGGAGUUUUCAGGGUGCACCAUCGAGAUGACUGCCGUAGUUGUGGGGCGCCGAGUAACACUUCCAGGACCCUUCGUGGGUGACCAUGACAACAUGGUGGAUCGCUUGAUAGAGGCCUGCGCCGCUGUGAAGCAAAGGACCUUUGUGUCCUUCGAACGGGAAUUGCAGCCCUGUACGGAGGCGUGGCUGGAGCCUGCGAAGUCUGUCCAGAAGAGGGAAGGGACUCCAAACAAGGAACGAAACAAGAAGAAGACAAAGAAGGCCCGGGCUGCCUCACCUCCAGCUGAUGGACCACCUCGCACAGCUCCCCAAUACACAGUCAAGACUGCAACAAAGGCCGUCUCAAUUUCUACCCCCAAGCAGUGGGCUGGACCGGGCUACGUCAUCUCACCGAAGCCAGAGGCGCUGCCUCUGCCACCGGCUUCCCUGCUGCGUAAAAUUGCAGUAGCAGCGUGAGCAUCUGGUGGUGGCAUCUACUGACGCAAUAAGACAGUCUGACUUACUACCAGUAUGACUCGCUAACAGUAAAAAGCUCAACAAAUUCGUGGAGGUUGCGUGUUGUCAUCCAGUGUGCCAAGGAGUCCUUCCGAGCACUUGUCGUGCUGGGGGGUUUUCUGGGAGACGUCAGAACAACAUGUGGUGCUUAAGCGAUUAUUAUUAUUUGUACGACUCUUGUGCAUUGCCCACCAAGUAGUGAGUUUCGUUGCUGUUGCUGGGCGCAAUUUUCACCUUUUCGAGAGAGCAGCUUACUUGCGCUCUCCCUUUCCUCCUGAGACCUCAGUGUAUUAUUAUUGAAGCCAGAGGGGUGUCAGCGCUUGCUUCCAAGCCGCCCUCUCUUUCUUCUAGGAUAGAAUAGAAUUGCCUCGAGGAAUGUGGUACGAUGUUUGCUUGAUGACCCUGCAUGAACAGUUGUACUGCUCAGUUGGUCAAAUGGUAUGGCUGGCGGCUACAUUUCAUAGAGGUUGGUGUGCAAUUCAGUGAUAACGCUUCGCUGCCUUUCUCCUGCAGAAUGUCAAGAG
This is a messenger RNA of Coccomyxa subellipsoidea C-169, 1108 nucleotides long. RefSeq lists its product as hypothetical. The coding region runs from base 117 to 545 and encodes 142 amino acids. Lineage: Eukaryota; Viridiplantae; Chlorophyta; Trebouxiophyceae; Coccomyxaceae. The record is from RefSeq and is a predicted model, not a curated record. The transcript has 3 exons.